Molecule: messenger RNA, 225 nt
Organism: Sungouiella intermedia
Lineage: Eukaryota; Fungi; Ascomycota; Pichiomycetes; Serinales; Metschnikowiaceae
Source: the annotation of a GenBank genome assembly
AUGGUCUUUUCGAAGAAGAACGACAACUCUAGAGUUCAAGGUUUCGCUCGUGUUCCAGGAACGAAAGCAGCUGAGAAUCGAGACAAAGCAGCACAGAAGAAAGCACAAAAAAGAUAUCCAGGACAACCUAAACCGAGAAUGAAAUACGAGGAUGUCCCCCCACCAUACGAACCACCACCAGGCUACGAAGAAGUAUUAUAUGAUGACAAAGAAGCUUCAAAAUAA